This is a messenger RNA of Panonychus citri (citrus red mite), 830 nucleotides long. RefSeq names its product ADP-ribosylation factor-like protein 1 (gene Arl1). Gene Ontology annotation, cellular component: Golgi apparatus; cytoplasm. NCBI's taxonomy places the organism in Eukaryota, Metazoa, Arthropoda, Arachnida, Trombidiformes, Tetranychidae. The transcript has a single exon. Bases 221 to 763 code for a protein of 180 amino acids. The record is from RefSeq and is a predicted model, not a curated record. Gene Ontology annotation, biological process: vesicle-mediated transport; intracellular protein transport. Gene Ontology annotation, molecular function: GTP binding; GTPase activity.
UAUUUUUUAAAUUUUCUCUUCAUCGAUUUGACAUUUUCUGUUUUCAUUUUUUAACUAAUUUUAUUAUUUUUAUAAUUAUGUGAUCUUUUCUUGCACCAACUGUUGAUUUUGCUGUUGUUCGCUUUGUUUCUCAGUCAAUUCAUAUUCUCUGUAAUCUUCACCUUGAACCACCUGAUUCCUUUUUGCUGAGUUGGUGUUUGUUUCUUCAAAUAACUAAAAGAUGGGAGGCCUUAUUAGUUAUUUUAAAUCUCUCAUCGGAUCCCGAGAGAUGAGAAUUUUGAUUCUCGGAUUGGAUGGAGCGGGUAAAACGACCAUUCUUUACAGGUUACAAGUCGGCGAAGUCGUGACGACAAUUCCAACAAUUGGUUUCAAUGUGGAACAGGUUACUUAUAAGAACCUUAAAUUUCAAGUAUGGGAUCUCGGUGGACAAACUAGUAUAAGACCAUAUUGGAGGUGUUAUUAUUCAAAUACCGAUGCAAUCAUCUAUGUGGUUGACAGUUGUGAUAGAGAUCGUUUGGGUAUAUCUAAACAAGAAUUAGUUUCCAUGUUAGAGGAAGAAGAGUUAAAAAAAGCCGUUCUCAUGGUUUUGGCGAAUAAACAGGAUCUCGCUCAAGCAAUGAGUGUUGCCGAAAUUCACCAGGCCUUAGGUUUAGAUGCCUUAAAGAAUAGAACAUUCCAAAUAUUCAAAACAUCAGCAUUGAAAGGAGAUGGACUGGACGAAGCUAUGGAAUGGUUGUCUAAUGCUUUAAGCAUGAAUAAAUAGCUCUACUCUGUCAUCAAAUCCAAUUAAUUAUUGAAAUAAAAUCCUCUAUAAGCCAUUUUCUUUUAAA